AUGGAGAACGGAAGCCCGGUACAAUCUAGAAUACAGGGAUCGCGCAUCCCUGGGCUCAAGGAGAUGAACCCGUCCGGAACGAACUCUCGAUCGAGGCUGCCGCAGCCCGGCGCAAUUGCGAGCAAACCCACCGCGGUACCGCAAUCCUCUCGCACGAGGAGUACCACCGAGAGCGCGAGGGCAGGCGCAGGCACGCCGUCCGCAUCGAAAUCCGUCAAUGGAACGACAAAAGCUCACGGGCGCGCAAACUCCUACGCUUCAUCCACCUUGACCCGGUCGACUUCAGCGGCGUCGCGAUCUAGAGGUCCGCUUUCCUCGUCAACCAUGGGGCGCCCUAAUUCCUCCAUGAGCACUUCCCGCCGACCGAACGGACACUCAAUUCCCCGUCCCGCAACAUCUCUGGAUACCCAUGAGGAAGAAAACUCCCGCAGAGUACUUGGCAAACGCGGCGAGUGGGAUCAAGACGCACGGGAACAGAACAUGGAGUAUCUCUUGAGCAGUUUCGUCUCUCAAUUGAACCAGCAUGGCCAAGCGAGCUCGGGUCUCAAGGAGGCAGUCGAGGUGUACAAAUUAAGAGUUGGCGAAUUGGAAGAUUCAAAGAAGGAACUGACCGAGCGAAACCUGGAACUCCGUGUGGAGGUCGAAUCUAUCAAAUCGCGCAUCGGAGCGGUAGAGGAUACCUUCAAACACGCGCAGCGUGAGCAUGAAAUUGCAAUGGAAGAGCUUAUCUCCCGCCAGCGCACCGAACUCGAGACGGCCAGAUAUGAUGGCCAAAGGCGGCUGGACACGCUCAAUGCACAGCACGAAUCCGAGAUUAAUGAGCUAACACGCCGUUUUGAGCAUAAGUUGGACGACGAGAAGUCCAACCGUCUUCGCGAGAUGAACCAGGUUCAUUCUCAGACUGCUCUUGAUGCGCAACUAUCACAGAUUGAACUUGACAAGAAAGUGAAGGAACUUGCCUCCGCGCAAGAUGACCUCCAAGCUUUGCGAACCGAGCUUGAGCGAGAACGAAAGAAUACCAACAACCUCCGACAUAACUUGGAUACAUCCAGCGCCAACAGUGUGACCUUGGAGUCGACCAUCAGUGCGCUGAAGGCGCGAAUCGAGUUCCUGGAAUCCGGAAGGGAGGAGCAAUCCGAAGCCUUUGAGCGAUUGAACCAGCAGAUGAUGGAUGCUGCGGCUGAAACCAAUGCCGCCAAAGAAAAACUCAGAAGAGAAGAAACAUUAAGGCGGAAAUUACACAACCAGGUGCAGGAACUCAAGGGCAACAUCCGGGUUUUCUGCCGCGUUCGUCCCACUCUAGGGAUCGAAGAUGCAUCGGAAGUGGCGCAGUUUACCUACCCUGACGAGACGGAAGAUUCCAAGGAGAUCAAUAUUAUCGGCCCCGAGGAGAAGAGCAGUCUUGGUGCUGUGACGAGAAAGAACCACAAUUUCUCGUACGACCACGUGUUUGGCCCAGCAUCGCAAAACAGCGACGUAUUCGAUGAAAUCAGCCAGCUUGUGCAGAGCGCACUGGAUGGAUACAAUGUUUGUAUAUUCUGCUAUGGCCAGACCGGCAGUGGCAAGACUCACACCAUGUCGUCGUUGGAUGGUAUGAUCCCCAGGGCAGUGCACCAAAUUUACGAGACGGCUACAGGCCUCGAGGAAAAGGGCUGGAGAUAUAAGAUGGAAGGCAAUUUCGUUGAAGUUUACAACGAGAACCUGAACGAUUUACUGGGUAGAGCAGAAGAGCUGGACAAGAAAAAGCUUGAAAUCCGCCACGACAUGCAGAGGGGGAAAACCAUCAUCACCGACGUUACCACCGUCGAACUGGAAUCUCCCGAGAUGGUUGAGUCCAUUCUCAAGAGAGCGGCAGCCAAUCGCUCAGUAGCUGCUACGAAGGCUAACGAGCGUUCUUCCCGCUCCCACUCGGUCUUCAUCCUCAAACUGAUUGGCGAGAACUAUAUUACCGGCGAACGCAGUGAGGGAACGCUCAAUUUGGUGGACUUGGCUGGAAGUGAAAGACUAAGCCACAGUGGUGCGACUGGAGAGAGGCUAAGAGAGACGCAAAACAUCAACCGCAGCUUGAGCUGUCUGGGCGAUGUGAUUGCAGCUCUAGGACAAGGCAAGGAAGGGGGCCACAUUCCCUACCGGAACAGCAAGUUGACAUAUCUUCUUCAAUUCUCGCUGGGCGGGAACUCGAAGACGCUGAUGUUUGUCAUGGUCAGCCCACUGCACGCACACCUGUCCGAAACCCUGACCAGUCUCAAAUUCGCUACUAAGGUUCACAACACGCACAUUGGGACAGCGAAGCGACAGACCCGUGUUCGUGACACCUAA
Molecule: messenger RNA, 2319 nt
Organism: Aspergillus puulaauensis
Lineage: Eukaryota; Fungi; Ascomycota; Eurotiomycetes; Eurotiales; Aspergillaceae
Gene: KAR3
Product: putative kinesin family protein (KlpA)
Exons: 6
Coding region: 1-2319 (772 amino acids)
Biological process (GO): microtubule-based movement
Molecular function (GO): ATP binding; microtubule motor activity; microtubule binding
Source: RefSeq, a predicted model, not a curated record